Messenger RNA from Biomphalaria glabrata, 2412 nucleotides. RefSeq lists its product as uncharacterized. The transcript has 3 exons. Gene Ontology annotation, molecular function: G protein-coupled receptor activity. The record is from RefSeq and is a predicted model, not a curated record. Lineage: Eukaryota; Metazoa; Mollusca; Gastropoda; Planorbidae. The coding region runs from base 144 to 1226 and encodes 360 amino acids. Gene Ontology annotation, cellular component: membrane. Gene Ontology annotation, biological process: G protein-coupled receptor signaling pathway.
CGUCACACAGUCCUUUCAGUACUAAACAACUUUGUACAAACACCUCGGACUGACCCAGCAUUGUCAUCACCACCUUACAAUUACUAUAUUUCAUGGAUUGAGUGUAAGACUAUAAUAAGAAGUAAAUGAAUUGAGAAGUCGCUAUGAAUUUUGAAGACAUUAGCCAGCCGAGAAAUGACAGCACAGGUCAAGGGUCUAGCAUAGACAUACCAGACGAGGUGGCCGAUUUCAUUCGGACAAUAUGCUUUGGCUACAUUUUUCCAAUCGUCUCGGUCUUUGGUGCAUGGGCCAACUUAAUGAACAUGUGGAUCUACUACAAGCAUGGCAUGAGUGAGUCAGUCAACAUCAGUUUUUUAACUUUAGCAUUUACUGACCUGGCUGGACUGUUAUGUUCUCUAUGGUAUGGUAUCGGUAUAAGUCCACUGUUGGCUUCAAAAACGGAUCUUGGUUUCGAUUCAAUGGACGUAGCUUUUAUAACUGGAGCUAUUCCUCGGUUGUCCUUUACAAAAGUCACUUGCUGGAUUACUGUGUACAUCUCACUGGAGAGAUGUUUUUGUAUAGUGGCGCCACUGCAUGUCAAGACUUUGAUAACACCAAGAACGACAAUCCUGAUACUGACUGCCCUGCACACGAUUGGAGUUCUCACUGGGUUUCCCGUGUUGUACUUGGGUGUGCUAUAUCUCUAUUGGAAGACAGACCCAGUUCACAACAGGACGUUUCUAGCAUUGGGAUACAGAGAGGAUUACUUUAGCGUCAAUAGUGUCGCUACUCCAGUCAUCUUCACUAUAUUUUUGGCGUCUUUUUUAAUUCUAAUCGUCUCCACCAUCUCGUUGACAGCAGCGCUGCAAAGAAAAUCAAAAUGGCGUCGAAAUACUUCGAAAAGCAUGGCUGUUACGACAAACAACUUGUCCAGGCGGGACACAACUCUAAGCAAGACCAUAAUAAUCUUGUCGGCAGUUCUGAUAAUGUGUUACCUCCCUUACAUGGUUAAUACCGUUCUUUCGGCUGUUAUUGAUGGUUUUGCAUUGCACGGCAAAUACAAUAAUUUCUUCGAAGUGAUGUGGACAUUUUCUUGGCUAUUUGAAACGCUGAAUUCCACUACAAGUAUUUUUAUCUACUACAACAUGAGUACAAAGUAUAAAGAGACGUUUAGAGGAAUGAUACCUUCUUUUCAUUGCACAUUAUUGAAAACAUGGAAACAUCGUUGCCAUUCAAACUUCCAAUAGUUAUAAUACAAGACUUUACACAACAAUAUGAAAUAUAAAACACAACAAUGAUACAUGGGUGAAGUAAACAACUACACACACACAUACACAUACACAUACACAUAUUCAUACAAUGGGGCGUGAUGGCUGAGUGGUAAAGUCCUUCAAUUGCCAAUCCAGGGGUCUUUGGUUCGUAUCCAGGAAAAGACAUGGACUUUUAGGGGCACACUCUUGAGUGCAACCAAAUCUAAUGGGUAAUCUGACGACAUGAGUUGGGUAGGACUAGCGGGGACUGGCCGUUGAUUUGGUAAUACGACACCCUCGUAGACCUUAGGACACCUAAACAGAUGACCUCUACAUCAUCAGGACACCUAAACAGAUGACCUCUACAUCAUCAGGACACCUAAACAGAUGACCUCUACAUCAUCAGGACACCUAAACAGAUGACCUCUACAUCAUCAGGACACCUAAACAGAUGACCUCUACAUCAUCAGGACACCUAAACAGAUGACCUCUACAUCAUCAGGACACCUAAACAGAUGACCUCUACAUCAUCAGGACACCUAAACAGAUGACCUCUACAUCAUCAGGACACCUAAACAGAUGACCUCUACAUCAUCAGGACACCUAAACAGAUGACCUCUACAUCAUUAGGACACCUAAACAGAUGACCUCUACAUCAUUAGGACACCUAAACAGAUGAUCUCUACAUCAUCAGGACACCUAAACAGAUGACUUAAACGCUGACUUCAAGUAUUCUCUGGAGCCGAUUCCUAUUGCCUCUAUUCGCUUUCUUUUAAUCCCCUGUUAUAAUAUUAAUGUUAUAAAUUGUGAAGAACGUUCAAGGAAGAAAUAUGGGUAAGAGAUGACAAACCAUGUACAGCAAUACAAAUCAAUGGAUCGUCUUAUGUACGUACGUACCGUCUAUCUUAUUGAUUUAGAUUAACACGCUAAAUUAAUUUUUACAUAAGCUCUAUGUCUAUAGAUGUCAGAUUAUUAUUUUUUUUAAUAUUAUUCAUUUCUAUUUGUAUUAAAUAUGUCACACCUUUUGUCGUGAAAAUAAAACAAAAUAUAUGAAAUAUUGUUAAUAUCAUACUUUGUUAAAACCUAUUUGUUGGAUCAGAGUAGGAAUUGACCAGGGAAUAAAAUGACCGGGGAUAAAGUGACCAAAAAUGAAGUGACAGCAGGAUGAAGUAACCGAGAACCC